GACAACUCGUACUUCUUUUCUGUCUGGUAUUGCCUUGCCUUGCUUUGCGGUUGUUGAGUCUUUUACGAACUGCCCAGCUCUAUGUCUCUAUAUAUCCCACGAGUGCAUAUGCUCACGACCAUGGCCAAAAUCAACACGGCAUCCGCGUCCGUCCCUGCGCUGCCCUCAGCCCUGCCGCAAGAAGAGGCCGAACAGUGUUGCAAUAUCUGUAAUGAGGAGUUCGGGGUUCCGCGCGCAGAUGGCUCGACCGAAGUUGCUUCUAUCUUGCCCUGUUCGCAUAUCUUCGGCAGCAUCUGCAUCUCGCGAGUACGUGUUCUCAGGGCGCAACUCCGCCAUCUGUCCCGCUUCCAAGCUCUCUCUCUUGAGCGGGAUCGAUCCAGGCGCUCGGAGACCAUCCUCUGGCGGCCCCAUACAUACGCCGCUGUCUUUGCUUAAGCCGGAUACUGACCUCCCUGCGCUCUUCUAGUGGCUAGAAACCGACUCGCGAUAC
Molecule: messenger RNA, 490 nt
Organism: Amorphotheca resinae ATCC 22711
Lineage: Eukaryota; Fungi; Ascomycota; Leotiomycetes; Helotiales; Amorphothecaceae
Exons: 1
Coding region: 121-435 (104 amino acids)
Source: RefSeq, a predicted model, not a curated record